Messenger RNA from Paraglomus occultum, 1098 nucleotides. The record is from the annotation of a GenBank genome assembly. Lineage: Eukaryota; Fungi; Glomeromycota; Glomeromycetes; Paraglomerales; Paraglomeraceae.
AUGUCUCAUCUCGCAAAACGUCAAAAACUCGACAACGAUACACAUAAACCGACGGGAGACCAAACCACAAAUGAUGCGAGUGAAUCUCUCCCGAGUCCUCCCCCCGCAAAUGGAAGUCAUUCACCCAUAAAAUGCUCGAACGAGCUGGCCGUCAAUGCGGCAGUUGCAGGCUGGACUGCCGACUUGUAUACACCAGGAAAAUAUCCGUUUAAGAUCAACCCUCCGCCUGUUGGACGAGCAGUCCGAGUGUACUGCGACGGUAUUUAUGACGUGUUCCAUGUGGGACACGCAAAAUCGCUGGAACAGGCGAAGAAGUCUUUUCCAAACGUUUAUCUGUUAGUUGGAGUUUGCGACGACGCAACCACACAUGCCCGUAAGGGCAAAACCGUACUUACCGAGGAUGAAAGAGUAGAAUCAGUGCGACACUGUCGCUGGGUGGAUGAAGUCAUUCCCAACGCUCCUUGGAUAAUAGGAGAGGAAUUUCUUGAAAAGCAUCAAAUUGACUUCGUCGCCCACGACGAUAUUCCGUAUGCAUCAGGGGACCAGGAUGAUAUAUACCGAUUCGUAAAGGCACAAGGGAAAUUUCUCCCAACCAAACGGACAGAAGGAAUAUCAACGUCCGAUUUAAUCACCCGGAUCGUUAAAGAUUACGAUCAAUAUGUUAGGAGGAAUCUUGAGAGAGGGUUUACUCCCAAGGAAUUGAAUAUUGGGUUCUUAAAAGAACAAGAGCUCAACGUGAAGAAAUCAUUGUCAGAUAUUCAACAAAAUUGGCAUGGGGUGAAGGAAGAUCUCUCGGGUUUAAGAAGUGAUGUUAAACAAACAUUCGCCGUAUGGGAAGAGAGAAGUCAAGAGUUUGUUCGUGGGUUUGCUGGGCUCUUUGGGGCUGACUCUGUAUUGGAUAAGUUAUUGGGACGUCUUUCCCCGAGAAGACCCAUUCAAGACGGAAAUGUCAGUAGUGGUGGCAAUUCUAGCGAAGACUCGCAACCGACGUCUCCGAUUUACGAUCAAGAUUCGAUGGAACAAAGAUCGUGGCGUUCGCGGAAAUCACCCGUUAAACACGUAAUUAGUUUAUGGAGGCGCGACUCAUCCCCUUCGUAG